This is a messenger RNA of Rhagoletis pomonella (apple maggot), 5638 nucleotides long. RefSeq names its product protein three rows. Lineage: Eukaryota; Metazoa; Arthropoda; Insecta; Diptera; Tephritidae. Bases 203 to 5113 code for a protein of 1636 amino acids. The transcript is spliced from 5 exons. The record is from RefSeq and is a predicted model, not a curated record.
CACAUAGCGUUACCAGACAGUUGAAGGUGUUUAUUUGCAUUCAUUUGAGGAUUUGGCAUCUCUCACAAAAUUGAACAAAAGGUUGGCUGCGCUGAAAAAGCGCCAAUAAAAAUUUGGUUUUUUCAUUUGAACAGGAACGACAAUUAGCACAGAAUUAACAAAUUAUAAUUAUUGACGCACAUAUGUAAGUUAGAAAAUAAUAAUGUCAGCCGAUUAUGAACCAGCAUUUAGGGGCUCACGUGAAACGGCUGUUAGCGCUAUGCAUAAAGUCCAACAGCAGCUGCUGGGGCUUGCAGAUAAAGGCAAUAAGGACUCCAACAGGCGUCAAAUGCAACUAGCUUUAUCUGUAUUGCGUUCUAUUUGCUCUGUUGCCACGAAGCCGGGGGGCAACCAUUAUGAUGUCUAUUGUGAUACACUGGUGAACGUCCUGGCGAAGAAUAUACAACCAUCAGUCGGCGCGAAGUACUGGACAAUGUAUCUGGAGCAUGUACGGUAUUUGCAUCACAUUCUUGCAGAUAAGAAAUUGUUUAACGAAGCCGAAAGGCUAUGUGGUUUCGUAGCAAGUCUCCCUUAUUAUCUCCAAAGUGACGGGGACUAUAAGGUGUUGUUAGGAAUGUUUCUGCAGCACUUACUUAGCCAACAUAAUCACAUGAGCGUAAACGCCAGUCAGGCACAAGAGCACAUUGUGAGGAUAUUAGAUGCACUAAAGGAGUUGUUCAUACGAAUGCAAAAUUGCAACAAGGAAUAUAAUUUUACAUAUCCAGAGUUAAUAUCAGAUUUUGUGCAAUAUUUGGUACCGAAGCGUGUUUCCACAGUUUUUAAUUAUCUCGCAACGCUACCGUCCAGUAAAACACAGAUGUACGAUUCCUUCUUCUCACUUCUGAAAGAACUUCGUGCCCCGCAACCAACAAAAGAAGAGCUCCAAGCUCAUUGUCAACGCCAUAUAGAAGCGCUCACAGCCUUCUUCCAAUUGGAUGUAUCCGAUAGGUUACAACAGCAAUUAGCGUUACGACACAUGCGUACAUGUCGGGAUAUGUCUCUAUUUGCAAAUGACAAAAGCUCCAACUAUGUGUUUUCAUUGCUAUAUUAUCUGGUAAAAUUAGUGUAUGGCUUGCCCAACCCUGGAGAAUUCAAAGACGUCUAUAAAGAUUUAAGCGGAAAACUAACAACAUUCUUCGAUCGUUACGGGGAGAUGUUAAUGCAAGAACGAUGGUUUACAGAUGUACCCGUCGUGAUAGCUGUACUCUUGUCUCACCUACAACAUCACCCCACCACACCUUUCGCUUUCUUCUGGCAACACAUGAAUAACAUUGAAUGUUAUAUAUCGCAUUAUGAAUUAAUACUCGGCUGUUUACGGUUGGCACCCCGGAUUGCCGAAACUAAGCUACUAAGAAUUGAUUGCUGCACAAGCGCUAGGAAACAUACAAUAAUUUCCUUGGUGGUCAGUGGGCUAGCAGCGUACUCAUCUUACGCCUUAGCAGUCGAUGACUCAACAACCGAAAGCGAAAAACUCUUUAUUAGCCUUCGUACACAGCUACUUCUCUUGAUACGUCACGGAGUCAGUGUGCUCGACUCUCUCGUUUGUAUAACUCCUGAAUCGGCAGAAUUAAAAUUGAUCUUCUGCCGCUUUGUACAACUUACAAUGGAUAUGCGCACCCCGGCUCAAAUACGAUUGUGCUUAACACUGGCUGAAUUUCUGCUCCGCAUAAGACAUAAGUUCCCAAUCAAGGAUUGGACAUUGAUGCUAAGACGCCUGUAUAAAAUGUCUAUUAAAGCGAACGAUGCCGGCUUGAUCGCAGAUUUGCAUGCGGCACAUAUUUCCUCAAUGCUUCAAGAGGGUCCGUGGCCCGACCUUUCGCUACUGCGAACACGCAUUGGCCACUUCCACACUGCCUCGCCACAUAUCACAGCUGGCCAAUGUAUUUUGCAGCUAUCUUUGCAAAGUCAUAGCCCCUUCAAGGUUUUUCUGGACUCUCCACAAAAGCAUUUAUUGCAUUGGUUGGAGACGCAACAGUUUCUCAAGUAUCACAAGUCCAACGAACAGCUUCAAAUAACUCUAAUGCAGUGCAGCCCAACACAGUACAAUGAGGUGUUGGUUGCACGUGGUGUUGGUACUUUGCAAGCAGCAGCAGCUGCCCGAUUGAGCCAAAUCAAAAGUGAGUUAGAAAAUAAAAUGCAUAAAACUGCUGGGCUGACCCGUCUGGAACAGCUCUGUUGGGCGCAUGUAAACACAGCACUACUCCACGAUACGUUGAAGCUGCAGAAAGAAUCGCGGUCUGUUGAAACAAAGUUUCAGGAAGAUAAUCUCGAAGAAUUGUUGCAACGUAAGGAAUUGGCAACGGUGACAGUAGUGAAUGAGGUAAAACUGGUCAAGCAAGCUCAGACAGCUGUGAAGGGAUUUGAAAAAUUCUAUGAGGAGGCUGACACUGAACCUAUCAUUACCAAUGAGGUGUACAUCGACUGGGAGGCCAUUGUUGAAGACGUAACCAACUUAGCGCUUUAUUUCCAACUGUCCGGCUACUCGGACUUGGCAACGGACGCUUGGGUUCUACAUUACCGUAUAACCAACAUGAUUGAUGAUACAUACAAUUCACUUCGAAGUCUUUCGUACUUCUGUGAACACAGUCAAUACUUCAUCACCUUAGAAAGGGGCAUCGAUUUAAACGAAGAAGUGGGGCAAAAACAGAAUUUCCUAUAUGUGGCCAUGCAACAGCUGCCAACGCUUCCUAAACGUUUUCAAAACUAUGUGCUCAUGAGCCUCUGCCAGUUGGCCCACUAUUAUGCCAGCAAGGGCCAUCUCAGUUAUUCGGAAAUAUUGCUUGAGUGGGUGCAAAAAGAGCAUGGUGAGCUUCCCAACCAGCAGGGCAAAUAUAAUGUGGUACUUGGCACAGUCGACGUGGUCAAAUUUCGUAUUUUGUGGAAACAUCUAGGCAGUAGCCAAUGUCAGAAAGACGUACAACUCUCACAACGUAGCAUGCUGCGUGAAAUGGAAGGCACAUUGGAACGAUUUCGUGGCGAUUUUUUCAAACUCUCCACCAGUGAACUAAUGUCUUAUACAAUUUUGUUGUUGAGCCUUAUUGAGCAAGUGGCGGAGUGCGCAGCCAAUCGGCUGUGUGAUCACUUUGUCAAUUCAUAUUUCGCAGGCACUUUCAAGCUAUUAUUGCAAUCGGGCUCAGCAUUACGCAUAAUACAAAUGUUAGCGAUGUGGGCGUGGAAUAAUUUGCAGAUGGAGCAUGUGAAAAAGGCGCAGACCAAAGUGAAACUGAUAGAAUACAUAUUGGGAGUGAAAAGCCUAGAAUAUCUGCGACAAAUGAGUGAAGAAGCUGCUGUUGAAAAAAAGUUGUCUGCACCGGUUACGUACACAGCAUUGGAGUUGUUGCAAUCGGGUAUGGAGCCGUUGCGUAAAAUGAUACCGCCACAUUGUACACCCAAUAUAAAGGUUAAGAUGGAACUUAGUCCGUCAACGCGAGGCGAAAAUAGUCUCAACCGCUUUCUUCGUAUACAAUGCAACGAUACGCUUCGAGAGUAUGAAAUUCUUCAGUGGUGUUGCUUCACGGUUGGCUGCUUGAAUGCCAGACUCUACUUCCUUGCCGAUAAUCAUGAUAAUCUGCAGGACUUCUAUGAAACUAGUCAGCAAUGGCUGGACAAGCACAAGCAAAAUACACAUUUACGCAUAAGUUUUCAGAAUAUACAACUUCUAUGCUUGCAGCAUUACGUCAACUUCCUACGUUCACAUAAGAAAUAUGAAAAGGCGUUGGCCUAUCUCAAAGCGGCACUGGCUAACUGCACUGACAUGAAGGGAAAUGUAGACACUGUGUAUGAAAUACAUUUUUUGCUACAAUUGCGCGCCACAAAAAUAGAGAUGUCAUUAAAGAAAGAGAAUAUAAAUCGAGCUGGCUUGCGGCGUGCGCUCACGUUCAACGUAUCGCCAGAUUUAGAUAAGCCGGAAUGCGAAAAUUUGGUAGCAGUAUCUAUGGCACCAGCCAGCGCACGAAAAAAAUUAACAGCACCCACCUUCAAAAUAUACGGCAGCAAUGGUAACACGCCUGAGCUUACACCGAAACGCAUUGUCACGGUCGCGUCAGCGGUUUGUAAAACGAAAGAAAAACUGGUGCCUUCGCACUCGGUAUCGAGUGUGAGGAAAACGAGAAAACGUUUGGUAGCUGAAAAUGAACAAAAAACUCCAAUGAAAGCAAUCGUAAGCUCCACAAAUUCAAAAUCGAAUAUAAAGUCUUUGACAGCAAGGAAAUUACGUGAAUUCCGGGCAGCAGCUAGCGACUCGCAAAGUAGUUCGUCCUAUUCCACGCCCGAAACUGAUACGGACAAUAUUUUGAAUCAAUGCCAACGUAUAGAAUCAAUCGAUUUGUCGGACAUCGAUAACGCCAAUAAGACUCGAAAAGACCUUCCAAAUUCUAUUACUAAAUCCAAUGCCAAACAACAAAGCGCACUCAAAGCCAGAAAGCUUCGUGAGGAUAUAUUGAAUAUUUGUCAGAAAAUUGAAUCAAUUGAUUUGCUGGAAGACGAUGAGCGCACAAUAAUAGCAAAUCAGAGUGGCACGCCGCCCACCAUGCCCGAGGAGAUCAAACCGAAUAAAUCAUUAGUUAUCGAUAUUUCUGAUGACAUUGAUGACACUCCACCAAAAACGAAAACUUCAACCACAAAAAAUACCGCUAAAAAAGUACCGCGCACCGAGCAAGCAAAACGCAAAAGUAAGGAAACAAAAGCAAACAAUGCGUCGGCAGAAAUGAGCACAUGCGCCACGGGCGAGACAACCUCAGUAAUGUCAAGUGAACCACGCGUGCGGGUUGUGGAAAAGAUCAAAAUAACAGAGGACAUAAAAGCCAUAACUACAAAGACAAAGACGCGUGCGAAGACCGAAGUACGCACCCUGAAAGUGAUAACCAAAGACACCGAAAUUAAGGUAUUAUCGCCCAGCACGAAAUCGACUACGAAGGGCAAAGAGAAUGCAGUCACAAAAAACGGCAGCAGCAGCAGCACAACUCGUGGGCGACCGCGGACGGCGGCCCGCAAAGCUUCCAACAAAGACAAUGACGCAAAUGUUGCACCACCCGUGACAGUCAGCAGAACGCUAAGCAAACGUGCCAGGCAAUAAUUUUGCAUACAAUAUUUUAUUUAUUAUGUUAUACGUAUGUAGUUAAAAGCCUCUGCUGCUCUUUCUAUAUUUUACUUAUAUGCAUAUGUUCGUAUUUUCAAACUAUUCAUUUACAUAUGUAUGUUUUUUCAUUGUAUUCUAACUUCACUUGCUUUUAUUUUAUUUUCUAUUCUCAUACAUUUUAACAAUGAAACAAUAAUGGUGUACACCUUGUAUUCCGCACAUUCAUAAAGCCAGUGGUGAUUGAUUUUAUUGACUUCAAAAUGAUUUCAAAAAUGCAAUGCAGUGAAACUUUUCAGAGGGGGGAACCUAUGAAAAACGCAAACUUGAAAAAGUCGAAAAAUGUUCGGCCCUAUGCUGAAUAUCGUAAUCGGCAUCGUCGACGAUCGUGAUGAUAUAUUUGUGAUCAGCGACCCUAAACACAUUCGAAUCCGCCUUGACUUAAUAACUGACAACUGUUUUAACCAACUGAAUGACAAAUUUACGCAUUUACGGACAUGACGUCUUCUAACGGUCGCUGCAUUU